Messenger RNA from Anolis carolinensis (green anole), 5082 nucleotides. It is a transcript of the gene neurod1, whose product is annotated as neuronal differentiation 1. Bases 191 to 1381 code for a protein of 396 amino acids. The record is from RefSeq and is a predicted model, not a curated record. The transcript has 2 exons. Gene Ontology annotation, cellular component: nucleus. NCBI's taxonomy places the organism in Eukaryota, Metazoa, Chordata, Lepidosauria, Squamata, Anolidae. Gene Ontology annotation, molecular function: DNA-binding transcription factor activity, RNA polymerase II-specific; E-box binding; protein dimerization activity. Gene Ontology annotation, biological process: axon development; positive regulation of transcription by RNA polymerase II; sensory organ development.
CCCCUUCAGAAAAAGCCAGGCUAUAUAACCUGAGCCUUCUUCUCCAGGCAACCUCAAAAAGGAGGAGGAGGAGGAGGAGAGGGGGGAAUAAAAAUAAAUAAUCAGAGCUUUCCAGGAGCAACAGGGUGAUGCGACCAUCACUGCGAAGGACGCGCUGAGGAAGGAAAGGCGGAAGGAAGGAAGGCCCGGCAUGACCAAGUCCUUCAGCGAGGGCGGGCUCCAGGUGGGAGAGCCGCAGCCUCUGCCUCCCCAGGGCCCCCCUAGUUGGUCCGGCGACUGCCUGAGCCCCCCGGAGGAGGAGGAGGAGGAGGAAGAGGAGGAGGAAGAGGAGGCCGACAAGAAGGAGGAGGACCUGGAGGCCGAGGUGGACUCGCUGCGGACGGGCGGCGAGGAAGAGGAGGACGACGAGGAGCUGGACGACGACGAGGAGGAGGAAGAAGAAGCGUUGGGCGAGGAGGAGGAGGAGGAGGAAGAGGGCGAGGAGGGCCCCAAGCCUAAGCGCCGGGGCCCCAAGAAGAAGAAGCUGACCAAAGCGCGGCUGGAGCGCUUCCGCCUGCGCCGCAUGAAGGCCAACGCGCGGGAGCGGAACCGCAUGCACGGGCUCAACGCGGCGCUGGACAACCUGCGCAAGGUGGUGCCCUGCUACUCCAAGACGCAGAAGCUGUCCAAGAUCGAGACGCUGCGCCUGGCCAAGAACUACAUCUGGGCGCUGUCGGAGAUCCUGCGCUCCGGCCAGAGCCCCGACCUGGUGGCCUUCGUGCAGAGCCUGUGCAAGGGCCUCUCGCAGCCCACCACCAACCUGGUGGCCGGCUGCCUCCAGCUCAACCCGCGCACCUUCCUGCCCGAGCAGGGGGUCGCCGAGCAGGCCCACCUCCUGCCCCCGCCGCCGCCCUUCGCCUACCAGUCCCCGGGCCUGCCCAGCCCGCCCUACGGCACCAUGGACGGCGCCCACCUCUUCUCCCUCAAGGCGCCCCACGCCGCCGCCUACAGCGCCGCCCCUCCCGCCGCCGCCUCCUCCUCCGCCCUGGAGCCCUCCUUCUUCGAGAGCGCCCUGGACUCCGCCGUGGCCGCCGCCUUCGACGGGCCCCUCAGCCCCCCGCUCAGCGUCCACGGAGGGAACUUCGCCUUCAAGCACGAGGCCGCCGCCGCCGCCGCUGCCGCCACCGCCACUGACUUCGAGAAGGGCGCCUACGCCUUCGCCAUGCACUACCCGGCCUCCGCAGCCGGACACGGGGCCCUCUUCUCCUGCGCCGCCGCCCGCUGCGACAUCCCCCUCGAGGGCCUCCUGCCCUACGACAGCCACCCCGCGCACCACCACCAGCACCAUCAUCACCACGAGCGGGCCAUGAGCGCCCAGCUCAACGCCAUCUUCCACGAAUGAGGGAGGCCCUCACCCUCCAGGGCAACUCCCAGCCCCGGGAGAGCUGUACCCACCACCCAGCCCAAGGGCAUCUUCUAGGACUGAGAGAUGCCACUCCUGGGAGCCCCAAGAAGGAGAUCCAUUAGGGGGAGCUUCCCCUGCGAGCCAUCAUAGGAGGUUCAUCAGCUCCCAGCUCAACAUCUUCUACUACUGAAGGAGCCCCUCACCCUCCAGGACACCUCCCAGCCCUGGGAGAGCUGUACCCACCACCCAGCCCAAGGGCAUCUUCUAGGACUGAGAGAUGCCACUCCUGGGAGUCCCAAGAAGGAGAUCCAUUAGGCGGAGCAUCCCCCAGAGAGCCAUCAUAAGAGGUUCAUCAGCGCCCAGCUCAACAUCUUCUACUACUGAAGGAGCCCCUCACCCUCCAGGACACCUCCCAGCCCUGGGAGAGCUGUACCCACCACCCAGCCCAAGGGCAUCUUCUAGGACUGAGAGAUGCCACUCCUGGGAGCCCCAAGAAGGAGAUCCAUUAGGUGAAGCAUCUCCCAGAAAGCCAUCACAAGAGGUUCAUCAGCACCCAGGUUAAUGCCAUCUUCCAUGACUGAGGAAGCCCCUCACUCUUUAGGGCAAAUCCCAGCCCUGAGAGGACUGUACUCACCACCCAAACCAAGGGCAUCUUCUAGGAGUGAGAGAUGCCACUCCUGGUAGCCGCAAGAAGAAGAUCCAUCAGGUGAAGCAUCCUCUGGGAAGAGUUAUCAUAAGAGGUUCAUGAAUACCCAGGUCAACACCAUCUUCCAUGACUGAAGGGGCCCCUCACCCUCCAGGGCAACUCCCAGCCCUGGGAAAGUUGUACCCACCACCCAGCCCAACGGCAUCUUCUAGGACUGAGAGAUGCCACUCCUGGGAGUCCCAAGAAGGAGAUCCAUUAGGUGUAGCAUCCCCAGGACAGCCUCCUGCCCCAGGAGAGCCAUCCUAGGAGAUUCAUGAGUGCCCAGCUCCAGGUUAUCUUCUAGGACUGAGAGAUGCUACUCCUGGGAGCCUCAAGAAGAAUAUCCAUUCGGUGGGGGUAUUCCCAGGACAACCUCCAGCCCCAGGAGAGCCAUCAUAAGAGGUUCAUGAGCACCCAGCUCAAUGUCCUCUUCCACAACUGAGGGAGGCUAUCACCCUCCAGGGCAACCCCCAGCCCUGGGAGAGCUGGGAGAGCCCAAGGUCAUCUUCUAGGACUGAGAUAUGCCACUCCUGGGAGCCUCAAGAAGGAGAUCCAUUAGAUCAGUGGUUCUCAACCUGGGGUCCCUAGAUGUUUUUGGCCUACAACUCCCACAUAUCCCAGCCAGUUUACCAGCUGUUAGAAUUUCUGGGAGUUGAAGGCCAAAAACAUCUGGGAACCCCCAUUAGGUGGAGCACCCCCGGGACAACCUCCUGCCCCAGGAGAACAACCCUAAGAGGUUCAUGAGUGCCCAGCUCCAUGCCAUCUUCCACAACUGAAAGACCUCCCAGCUUGGAUGCCACAGGAAAGACAUAUUGACACAUGCCACUCCUAGGAGCCUCCAGCAAGUUUUUUUCAUGUCAGGGAUGACUUGAGAAACUGGAAGUCACUUCUGGUGUGAGAGAAUUGGCCGUCUGCAAGGACAUUGCCCAUGAGAAGCCUGGGUGUUUGAUGUUUUUGCCAUCCUUGGAGAGGCUUCUCUCAUGUCCUCGCAUAAGGAACUGGAGGAGCUCACCUGUUCUCCUGCAAGUGGGGCACUUGGAGGACCUUCUCCUGCUCUCCCAGAACCACCAGGCCCAGCAGGAGUGUGUCCUGAGCACCCACCAGCAUCUGCAGGAUAUUAUCCUGCCCACCAUGAGAAAGUCCUGAGUGCACAGCUCCAGGUUAUCUUCCAGGAUUGAAAGAUGCUACUCCUGGGAGUCUCAAGAAUGAGGCAUCUCCACAACAACCUCCUGCCCCAAAAGAGCUGCCACGAGAGGUGCAUGAGUGCCCAGCUCCAUGCCAUCUUCUAGGACUGAGAGAUGCCGUCCUUGAGAGCCUCAAGAAGUUUGGGCCUCACCAAAAUACAAAGUCCAGAAUUCUGCAUGAGGCAAAAAUCAGAUUUAAAGUGGAUCCAUGCUCUGGCGUGAUGAGGUAUCGUAUGGACUCAGAAAACUCAGUUCAAAGCAGAUAUUGUGGGAUUUUCUGCCUUGAUAUUCUGGGUUAUGUGGCUGUAUUGAAGGGCCCAGAGAGACCUCCCCAACCUGGAUGCCACGGGAAAGACAUUAAACAUCCAGUGUUAUGCCAUCUUCCAGGACUGAGACAUACCACUCCUAGCAGCCCCUAGCAAGUGGGGCAUCUCAGGGUCAUUCUCCUGCUCUCCCAGAGCCACCAGGCCCAGCAGGAGAGUGUCCUGAGCACCCAUCAGUGUUCCCAGGACAGCCUCCUGCUCACCAUGAGAAAGCCCUGAGUGCACAGCUCCAGCCCACCUUCCAGGACUGAGAGAUACCACUCCUAGGAGCCUCCAACAAGUGGGCAUUCAGGGGACCUUCUCCUGCUCUCCCAGAACCACCAGACCUAGCAGGAGAGCGUCCUGAGUGCCCAUCAGCAUCCUCAGGACAACCUCUGUCCACCAUGAGGAAAUCCUUAGUGCAGAGCUCCAGACCAACUUCCAGGACUGAGAGAUGCUACUCCUGGCAGCCUCAAGAAGGAGAUCCAUUCCAGAGACAAUCUUCUGCCCCCACCAGGCCUAUACGAGGGAGUCGUGAGUGCCCAGCUCAAUGCCAGUUUCCACAACUGAGAGGCACUGUGUCCAGAUACCAUGGGAGGGAGCCAUUGAGGACCCAAUCAUCAGGGUGUUUUGGGGGCAAUCUCCUCCUGCCGAUGACAAUUCCCUGUCCUAUGAGAUCUGCAUUCACCAUCCAGCCCAAGGCCACCUCUCCCAAGUAAGAGGUGGCUCAGGAGGGAGCCAAAGGAGGCCCAUUUGAUGCCCCAAGGACAACCUCUUGUUAAGCCUGCCACAAGAGGAUCAUGAGUGCCCAGCUCCAGGCCAUCUUCCAUGACUGAAAGAUGCCACCUUCUGAGAGCCUCAAGAAGGAGAUCCAUUUGGUGGGGCAUCCUGAGGAUAACCUCCUGCCGCAGGAGAGCCAUCAUGCUCACCAUGAGAGGUACAUGAGCACCAGCUCCAUGCCAUCUUCCAGGAUUAAGAGACCUCCCCAAGCUGGAUGCCAGAGGAAUGACACCCAGGGACAACAUGCUGUCAUAUGCCCAUCUCCAUGCCAUCUUCUAGGACUGGGGGAAAAAACAACCCAGGCCUUGGAGUCAUCGCUCUGUAAUCUCUUCAAAGACUUUUAGGGGGAAGUAGCCUUCACCUCCCCCCCUUCUUGUAAUCUCCCAUUUCCCCCUUUCCUGGUUCCAACUCUAAAACCUGCAGAAAAAGAUUCAGCUCCACUCCCUUGAUUUGAUCGGGACAACAAAAAAUUGCAAGCAAUAAUUUGGAUCUAUGCAAUUCUUUUUUUAAAAAAAAUAAUUAAAAGAAGGAAGAAACAGUCACAGGCCAGUUUCAAAAUUAAUAAGAAUGGUAAUAAUAAUAAUGAGAGAGAGAGAAAAGAAGUAUAUAUCAAAUUUCUAUUUUUCAAUCAGCCGCUGUUUUCCUCCUACUUGCUACCUUUCCCAUGGUGAGUUUAUUUUGUGGUGAGUUUUUUUGUACAGAUUUUUUUAAAGACACUCUUUUGAUAAAAGACUAUUUUAAACCAUG